Messenger RNA from Ceratitis capitata (Mediterranean fruit fly), 4341 nucleotides. RefSeq names its product protein smoothened (gene smo). NCBI's taxonomy places the organism in Eukaryota, Metazoa, Arthropoda, Insecta, Diptera, Tephritidae. Gene Ontology annotation, cellular component: cilium; plasma membrane; dendrite. Gene Ontology annotation, biological process: commissural neuron axon guidance; central nervous system development; positive regulation of smoothened signaling pathway. The coding region runs from base 367 to 3726 and encodes 1119 amino acids. The transcript is spliced from 8 exons. The record is from RefSeq and is a predicted model, not a curated record. Gene Ontology annotation, molecular function: patched binding; transmembrane signaling receptor activity.
CACCUUCAAAGUACUGCUGAAAGUAAAUUGUAACAUUUUGUUGAAAUUUUCAAACAAAUUAACUUGUAUUUAAAAGAAGCUGGCAACCGUAGCUCUCAAACUCUUUGUUGAUGCUUUUUUCUCUAUCUGUCAAAAUCCCGGGUGGUCCAUUGCGUCUCUUCUUGUUAAUUUGUUUUUGAAGCAUUUAUUACCGCGGGUUUAGUUAUUUCUUUAAAAGCUUGCUCAAAAUUAAUAAUAAAUUAAGUUUCUGUUUAAAAUUUCAAUUAGAAUGAUAUUAUAAAAAACAUCAUUGCUGUUAAAUUAACCACCGCCUUUUAUUUUUGUCAAAUAAUUACAAAUAACAGGGAGCUUAAUCUAUGUUGUGCUAUGGCCAAUUGGAUUAUUUCGCCAGUUUUCUUAUACACUUUAAUAUGCAUUUGUUUUCAACUGCCUGGCUCGCUGUGCGAUGUGUCUUCUCGCAGUGGUAAUACACUCACGGCCGCAUACACCCCCACCACGUUGACUAUUCAAACUGAUUUAGAACCCAUAAAUGGCACAAUAAAUUACAGAAUUAAUGGUAAAAAAAAUCGUGACAAUAAGCCUUGGUUUGACGGGCGUGGCCUGGAUAUGCAACACACUCAAUGCGUGCGUCACGGACGUUGUGAGAAGCUUAUAAAUAGCACAUGCUUAGGUACAAAAAUACCCUAUAUUUUAACAAGCUUAGAUCUCACUGACUAUCAAAGUCAGGAGCAGAUGUUGAAGCAUAUAGGUUUUUAUCGUGCACUUAGAAAUGUACCCAAAUGUUGGGCUGUUAUUCAGCCUUUUCUGUGCUCCGUUUUUAUGCCCAAAUGCGAGCAGAUCAAUGGCAAGGAUAUGGUUUAUUUACCAUCAGUGGAAAUGUGUCGUAAAACAUUAGAGCCGUGUCGUCUGCUUUAUAACACAUCUUAUUUUCCAGAGUUUCUACGCUGCAACGAAACUUUAUUUCCACCUAAGUGCACUAAUGAUGUACAAGAAAUGAAAUUCAAUGGCACGGGUAGUUGUAUGGCACCGUUAGUCCCGGUGGACUCUAGCAGUAGCUACUACCCUGGUAUUGAAGGAUGUGGGCUACAAUGUAAAGAUCCUUUGUAUACAGAUGAUGAGCACAGACAAAUACAUAAGUUAAUUUACUGGCUUUGUUUGAUUUGCGUCUUAUCUAACUUGUUUGUGGUGACGACCUUUUUCGUGGACUGGGAAAACGCUAAUAAAUACCCAGCAUUGAUUGUAUUCUAUAUAAAUUUAUGUUUUAUGAUCUCUUGUUUGGGUUGGCUUGCGCAAUUCACACCGGGAUCACGUGAUGAUAUAACAUGUCGCAAAGAUGGAACUCUAAGACACUCAGAGCCCACAGCAGGAGAAAAUCUCUCUUGUAUAGUCGUUUUUGUACUGGUCUACUAUUUUCUAAUUGCAGCUAUGGUUUGGUUUGUAUUCCUCACAUAUACUUGGCAUCUACGUGCUGUGGGCAACGUACAGGAUCGUAUUGAUAAAAAAGGUUCCUAUUUUCAUUUGGUUGCAUGGUCAUUACCACUUGUGCUUACAAUAACUACAAUGGCUUUGAGUGAAGUCGAUGGUAAUAGUACGGUUGGAAUAUGUUUUGUUGGUUACUUAAAUCAUCCCAUGCGUGCUGGCCUAUUACUAGGCCCAUUAUGUGGCGUAAUAUUGAUAGGUGGCUACUUUGUUACACGCGGUAUGAUAAUGCUAUUUGGUUUGAAACAUUUUGCCAACGAUAUUAAAUCAACAUCGGCAAGCAAUAAGAUACAUCUGAUCAUUGUGAGAAUGGGAGUGUGCGCAGUAUUUACACUCAUCUUCAUUUUGGCAAGCAUUGUAUGUCACAUAAACGAGUUUAAGCACUCGCAGUUAUGGGCCGAAAGCUUGAAGCAAUACAUCAUUUGCCGCAUUUCAACAGACGAACAGUGCAGAAUUGAAAAUCGUCCUAGCAUUGCACUAUUGCAACUACAUUUAAUAUGCCUGUUUGGUUCAGGCAUUGUAAUGUCUACCUGGUGCUGGACGCCAUCUUCGCUUGACACUUGGAAACGUUACUUAAGAAAAAAAUGUGGAAAUGAUGUAGCAGAAGAAGUUAAAAUGCCAAAGCAUAAAAUUAUUGCCCAAACUUGGGCCAAACGAAAGGAGUUUGAGGAUAAGGGGAGGCUCUCUAUAACCCUAUAUAAUGCACAUACCGAUCCUGUUGGUUUAAAUAUUGAUGUUAAUGACUUGAAUUACUCCGAAACAAAUGAAAUCAGUUCGACGUGGGCGAACUAUUUACCACAAUUUGUGAAACGCCGCAUGGCACUCACCGGUGCAGGCACCACACAUUCAUCCAGUCAAGGACCGCGUAAAAAUUCCGUAGACUCGGAAAUCAGUUUUAGCGUACGCCAUGUUUCCGUAGAAUCACGACGCAAUUCUGUUGAUUCUCAGGUUUCGGUAAAAAUUGCUGAAAUGAAAACAAAAGUAGCCUCGCGCAGCCGCAAUGGUCAUCACCACCAUCAUCAUAGUAGUAAGCAUGCAACUGCCACGAAUAAACGUUCACAUAAGCGACGCGAUUUUAUUUCAUCUGCUACCACCGGACGAAAAUAUAGCGGACGCCGUGAAAGCAGUACUUCCAUAGAAUCUCAAGUUAUUGCUUUGAAAAAGACAAGCUAUCCCAACAUAAGUCACAAAGUCGGCUUAAUCGCACAACAUAGUACAAAGAAGCAUAAUGCACAUGGCGGUAAAAUAAUGAAGCGACGCAGCGCUAAUUUUGGUUUGGAUCCCGCCGAUAUCAGUGAGUUUUUAGCUAAAAACGGCCAAUUGAUAAUGCCACUCCUAAGGCAGCAAGAACUGAGUAGUUCCUCCGAUGAGGAAAAUUCGCAUGCAUCAUUCAAAAUACAGGAUUCUCGCUUGGAUGUGGUAUUAAAGCACGAUCUCAGUGACGAUACUAACGAUGAUGACGAGAACACAGCAUGUCUACCCAGCAGUGGUCCACGUAUCGAAGAAAUACGCACAGAUACACACGAGCGGAAUGUUAAGAAACAAAUCGCUUUAGAAAACCUUUUUAAAAAUAUGCAAACAUCAAAUGAAUCUACCACAAAAAGAAAUUCGCGCAAUUCCACACGCAGCAGACACUCACGCAAAUCAUACGCUACCAGCACGGCCGCCGCUGCACCAUCAGCUACCGCAGCGAUUGUGAAUGGCAACAGUCAUCGUUCACAGCGCAGUAGAAAACAAAACUCGAUACGUUCUAAUAAUGUUACAGUUGGCGUACUACACAACGCCAGUAACGAUGAGGAAGAUAUGCUAAAUAUAUCAGAUAUAAAUUUGCAUUUAGCACGUGAUCUCAACGUUGGUGGCAUCACGGAUGCUGGUGAUUCUAUCACAUCUUCAUGUACAUCCUUAGAACUAGAGCUACCACUGGGUUUGAUGUUGCACAGCUCUUAUUCGGGUCUCUCUAUGGGCAAGCCGAAUUCCCGUAGCAGCAAAACGAGUUGUGAUGUGGGCAUACAAGCGAAUGCUUUCGAUAUAGCAACGCACAAUUUGGCACCCUAUGAUGAGGACGAAGUUAAGCUAACAAUGCGACAAUUGAAUGGUAAAAGUGUGCAUCAGAAAAGUGACUACGCUGAGAACGUGCUGGAAGCUACCGAAAUGCACACUUUGCUGCAUAACAACAUCAGGCACAAAGAAGCAACGUUAUUAAGUGAAUCAGAAAAAUUAAAAAUGCUAUUGUUGCCUUCGAAGUAAAUAUUGUUUAUUUGCAAUCGUUUUAAGAAAGAAGUAAGGGAAUGUACACAAAAAAAAAUCACAAAUAUCACAGAGGUGAUAGUAAUUAUUAGGAAACUCGCAUGUACUAAUGACAACGAAAGAUUAGCGUACUUCAGUAAAGUAUACAUAUGAAAGGGUUGUUAACAUUAGGUUCAAAGUAUGUAAUUGAAACAGAAAAGCAUUGUUGUAAUAUUAUAUUGUAUAUAAUUAUGCACAAUGAAAACGACUGUUGACACGUUUUUACAUAAUAAGUAAGGGAACAACUUAUACUAAAAGCUUUUUAAUUUUUUUUUUUCUAUUUUUCCUAUAAUUGUAUUUACCUUUCAAACUUUAAAACGCAUUUAUUUAAUGCUGCAUGUUUUUAACUGAAAAUACUCAUUUUUAAUUCGAAAAAAUCGAAUGUUGCAUUUAGAUGAGCACAAUGAUUAAGCCCUGUACUGACUUACAUUUAAUUAUACAUAUAGUAAGACAAAAUUAUUUUUUAUUUUUAUAUACAUAUAUAAAUAAUUGUUUUGUAAUACAGAAAAAUAUAAAAGUAUGAUAUUUCGAAUAAAAACAUUAAGUUAGUGCCUUAAGAGUUUUUGAAAAUUUUUA